Messenger RNA from Saccharomycodes ludwigii, 1254 nucleotides. RefSeq names its product methionyl-tRNA formyltransferase (gene FMT1). Gene Ontology annotation, cellular component: mitochondrion. Gene Ontology annotation, biological process: biosynthetic process; conversion of methionyl-tRNA to N-formyl-methionyl-tRNA. Gene Ontology annotation, molecular function: methionyl-tRNA formyltransferase activity. NCBI's taxonomy places the organism in Eukaryota, Fungi, Ascomycota, Saccharomycetes, Saccharomycodales, Saccharomycodaceae. The record is from RefSeq and is a predicted model, not a curated record. Bases 1 to 1254 code for a protein of 417 amino acids. The transcript has a single exon.
AUGAAGAUACUAUUCUUUGGAUCCGACCUAUUCAGCAUUAAAUCAUUAAUACCGUUGUAUAAUAACCUACAAAAAAAUGGUAUGAUCUCACAUAUUCAAGUAAUUACACCACCUCCUAAAAGAACAGGUCGUAAUUUGUUAAAAUUAAAACAAACAAUAUUAGAUAAAUCAAUGCCAUUGUUAUUUCAAAAUUUGCCACCUCCAAUAUAUUCUUUGGAAGAAUUAAGUAUUAAUAAAGAUAGUGACUCGUCAAUGUUUGAUAUGUGUAUUGCUGUUUCUUACGGUAAAUUAAUUCCAGCAGAGUUGAUUAAUAAAUUAAAAUAUUCUAUAAAUGUUCACCCGUCCUUACUACCUCAAUACAGAGGAUCAAGUCCUCUGCAAUAUACUUUAUUAAACAAUGAUAUUUAUACUGGUUGCUCAAUUCAGACGCUACAUCCCUCCAAAUUUGAUCAUGGUAGGAUAAUUGUACAAACAUUACCUCUAAAGGUAGAUGAAAUCUUGCAACCAGAGAAUGUCAAUAAUGAAACCGGCACUUUGGUUAAAUAUAGAUAUGAUAACGAUGAUUCGCAUGUUGGAAAGUUUUUUCUCAGUGAGAACGUUAUUGUUGAAAACUCUUUAAAAAUACCGGACAGUUUAAUGCUCGAAGAACAAUCAGGAAACGAUGGUCCUCUAUUAUUAGAUUUGAAAGACAAAAUGGGUAAUGUGGGCAGUCUAUUAUUAAACGAGGUUAUAUCUAAACAAUUAUAUCAAUGCCUAGAUACUGUAACUGAUAAUAAAUGUUUUAUACCCCAUUAUAAACCAAGUUAUGCAAAAAAAAUUAAAAAUACUGACAGAGAAAUUAAUUGGAAUAAAGAUACCGCUUCUACAAUAGUUAAUAAAAUUAACGUUCUAAAGUCAGUUUAUGUACGGAAAGAAGUCAACCCCAAGAGAAAAGAUGUAAAUGAUAGCAAAUCAGUAAUAACUAAAUUAAUCUUGUUGCACGAUGCAACAGAAAUUAGAGAUAUAGAUUCACUGGAAAAUACUGAACAAGAUGCUUCUGUUAAGCAAGUUUUGAAAUGUCCUGGUGACGCUAAGUAUAUAGAUUCUUUGAGACAGCUAAUAAUUAAAUGUCACGGAGAUACUUAUAUUGGUUGCAAAAAUUUACAAUUUGAAGGUUUUAAAAUUGAACCAGCUUGUAAAUUUAUCAAAGGUAUAUAUAAAAGGUCACGUAUGCCAAAAGUCCCUGAACAUAACAAUGUAAUAACUUUUGUUUAA